GCCAUUGGUGGAUGCUCCUUUUUUUUACUCCAGUGUUAGAAUCGUUGAACUUAACCUGCUUAUUAAGACACUUCCCAGAAUUCUACUGCUGACAUUAUUGCUGAAAUUUGAAUAAAAAUGGACUAAUAAACAAAUGGAUUAUUGUCUCAUAAAAAACAACUUGCUAAUAAAAAUCUUAAUGCCCUCCAUCUGUGGUGAGUGUUCUCCAGCUAAUGUGUCAUGUCUUCACAGGACUUACCCCAGAAUGUCCUGGAGUUAUUGAGGAAAUGCUUGACUUUUCUUCCAUCCAAAAGACCCACUCCCACACAGCUGCUGUCAGACCCUGUGUUCUCUGGGGUCUCGUGUCUUUACACACCUUUCCAGAAACCCGUUAGACUUUUCUCCUCCUCACUUCGAUGUGCACAUCUGGAGCUCCCAGAAGACAUCAGUGACAUUUGCAACGAUGAUGAUGACAACUUCCUGUCUGAGCGAACCAUAGAGGAGGUUUACUAUCUGUGGUGUCUGGCUGGGGGAGACCUGGAGAAGGAGCUGAUCAACAAGGAGAUCAUACAGUCCAAACCUCCCAUUUGUACUCUGCCUAAGUACGAAAAAAAACACACUCUUCAUAGCUUAUAGUUUCUUCUAUGGUAA
This is a messenger RNA of Cynoglossus semilaevis (tongue sole), 630 nucleotides long. Its product is annotated as TBC domain-containing protein kinase-like protein. The coding region runs from base 220 to 615 and encodes 131 amino acids. The transcript has 3 exons. The record is from RefSeq and is a predicted model, not a curated record. NCBI's taxonomy places the organism in Eukaryota, Metazoa, Chordata, Actinopteri, Pleuronectiformes, Cynoglossidae.